CACUGCCCCUCGUCAUAUAUAUUCACCUUCUAUGGUAUCUUAUCCAAAAUACACACAUAAAAAUGGAUGCAUUGCAUAAAAAUAACGAGAAGAAGCCUCAUGUAGUUUUUGUACCAUAUCCAGCACAAAGCCACAUCAAGGGUAUGCUAAAACUAGCAAGGCUACUACACCACAAUGGCAUUCAAGUAACCUUUGUUAACACGCAAUCGAACCACUACCGCCUCUUUAAGUCUACUGAUCCCAAUGGUCCUGGUUUUCAGUUUAAAACGAUUCCAGACGGCCUCCCUUCUACGGGUGAUGUAAGCGAGCAUGGACAAAACCAAACCUUGCGUUGUGUCUCCUCGUAUCUUCACAUCAAUUUCUUGGAUUCUUUUCUUGAUCUUGUGUCACGACUCGAAAGUCCAGUCACGUGUAUCAUUGCUGAUGGCUUGAUGACCUUCGCGAACACUAGUGACGCGGCUGAGAGGCUCGGAGUCCCUGUGAUGCAUUACUGGGCACUUGCUGCUUGCGGCUUUAUGGCGAUUUACCAAGCCAAAGUUCUCGUGGAAAAAGGAAUUCUCCCACUUGAAGAUGAAAGUUAUUUGACAAAUGGGUACCUUGAUAUGGCGUUAGAUUGGAUUCCAGGAAUGGAAGGAAUCCGGUUAAAGGAUCUACCAAGAAAUAUGCUAGUCACGAAAGAUGAUCCUCGGAUAAAUUUUUGUCUAGGAGCAGCUAGGAUGGCUGAGAAAGUCUCACACAUCAUUCCUACUUUUUAUGAAUUAGAGGCUACUCUCAUCGAUGAGCUUCAAUCCAUUUUCCCUCAUAUCUACUCGGUUGGGCCUCUACAGUUACUUCUGAACCAGAUUACGCAACCAAAAACCAAGAAUUCGAGCUUGGAAACCUAUAGUUUAUGGAAGGAAGAAUCCGAGUGUAUCGACUGGCUCCAAGAUAAGGAACCCAACUCUGUGGUGUAUGUCAGUUUUGGAAGUGAGACAAUAAUCUCUUCACAAGAGUUACUAGAACUUGGUUGGGGACUUGUUAAUAGUAACCAUUAUUUUAUUUGGAUCAUCCGGGAGGAUUUGGUUAAUGGGAAGGCUGCGGUUUUGUUACAAGAACUUGAGGAGGCGAUUAAGAAGAGAGGCUUUAUUGCAAGCUGGUGUCCACAAGAAGAGGUACUAAACCACCACUCGGUUGGUGGGUUCUUGACACAUUGCGGGUGGGGUUCAUUGAUUGAGAGCUUGUCUGCUGGGGUUCCGAUGAUAUGUCGGCCGGGUGCUGCUGAUCAACCGGUUAACUGUAAUCAGAUGUGUAAGAAAUGGGAGGUUGGCAUGGAGUUAAGGAACGUUAUAAAGAGAGAUGAAGUAGAAAAGCUUGUAAGGGAGUUAAUGGGGGGAGUUGAGGGUGACAGGAUGAGAAAGAAGGCUUUGGAGUGGAAGAAAAUGGCAGCAAUGGCAUCAGGUCCCAGUGGAUCAUCAUCUCUAGAGAUCCAAAAACUUGUUGAUGAAGUUACUUUCUUGUCAAGAAAGUAAAUUCCCUUUCUUCUUUAUGUAACCUUUUUGUCUCAAACUGGUUUAUGUUGGUUGAAUCACAUUUUCUGUAUUAAUAAAGCUUGAAAUAUUAGUGUUGCAGAAGUGUAAUUCAGUGAACAUUCUUAGCCGUAGAGCGGAUAUCCUUCAACUAUUAAUAACAACUAGCAAUGUUU
This is a messenger RNA of Helianthus annuus (common sunflower), 1681 nucleotides long. Its product is annotated as UDP-glycosyltransferase 85C1-like. Gene Ontology annotation, molecular function: UDP-glycosyltransferase activity. The record is from RefSeq and is a predicted model, not a curated record. Lineage: Eukaryota; Viridiplantae; Streptophyta; Magnoliopsida; Asterales; Asteraceae. The transcript is spliced from 2 exons. Bases 63 to 1508 code for a protein of 481 amino acids.